GGGGAGUAAAAUUAGCAUUUUUGGGUGGUAAAUAUUCCGUUCCACAUCCAGGGAGGGAAAGAGGAAUAUUCAAGCGGGAAACCAUAUACCUGGCAACACUGAUGAAAGAGCGCACGUGACCAUCACUGUCUGACAAUCGAUCACAAUGGAAAGUUUUGUGUUCUUUAGAGGGAACAAGCGAAUCACUUUAAAAGAAAAUGACCUUACAACUGACCGGCAGGUCUUCUUCAUAAAGAUCGGCAGGAUCUUUCAGGUAAAGUUACUGUAGAUUCAACUACAAUUCACACUGCACCGACCAAGACACUUCACCUGGUUUCGUCGGAUCAGUGUUUUGGCUCUAUUGGCAAUGGUUUAGGUAAUUUGUUGAUUGUAGAACGUUGUCGGAGUCUGUCGGUGUAGGGUGAAUUGGCCUUUAUUUGGCAAAUUUUUAGUGAGAAAAUCGAAUGUAUAUAAUUGAAUUGAAUCCAUGUGCUAGGUCUUAAAGUGACAUCAGGCUAAUAUACCUCUCUAUGUAUAUUAAAAAAAUUCACUAUGCUCUUUACAAAACUUUUGUUCAGAAUACACCAUUUUGAUGUUCUGUCAGAAGGGAGGCCCACUGUCUUUGAAAACAAUUGGACGCCAUCUGUUAAAUUACACCAUUGUUAAAUUACACCAUAAAUUCCAGUGGCCUGAUAAAUAUCCUGAACUUGUUUAUGUUGAAAAUAAAUAUCUUAAAGGUCCAUGGCCCCAGUUUGUACAUCACUGAUGACAACAAUGUGGCUCUGUUUCCUGAGCCUGAUGGCCACUUCAGUCUUCUUGACCUCACAGUAAGGGGUCAUUAUGAGGUGCACGGUGAGAGCAUCAGCGUGGAGUGUUCACCUAAUACACCUGUAACGCCCAACCCUACUCGCUUUUCCUUCCACCGGCCAGUCAGUGCAGCAGCGGGUUCUGCAACUGGUUCUUCUGCAGUUCCAAGAGCAACUAUGCCAAAAACUUUCCAAAGGAAUAUUUUCAUUGCUGAACUUCAUGAUGGCAAGUUGGAGACCAACAAAACGUUAACGGUGCGUUUUUCUGAGUUUGAGUCUUCUGUUUCGGGUAUUCUGAGUAAAGUUAAAGAGGCCCUUGGACAAGAAGACUCACUGAUCCUGACUGAUGGGCAAGGAAAGGAAAUCCUGGAUUCUGAAGGAACCAGAGGAUCAGCAUACUGGAAGCAGAAUGCACGGAAAGUAUUUGCUGUGGCGCAGGAAGAAUUCCUGCAGCUACGAGAAGGUAAAAGGAGGAGACUGAGUCGAAGAGAAGAUACUGGCCUCCAAGAGGUUGUGGACACUAUUGAAGAGGUUGUGGCAGCAGCCCAGGGACUGCAAGCAGUGUCCACAACGAUGAAAGAGCUAAUGGAAUUUGCCAAUUCCAGUCGGAGGACGACAGUAUCCCUUACAGAUGCAGAAACCACAGCUGUCAGAGAUGCUUUUGCGUGUAUAAUCUGCAAAGGUCCAAUGAACGAGCCCAUGGUUUCAUCAUGCUGCCAAAGCCUUAUUGGCUGCAGGAGUUGCAUUGAGGAAUGGCAAACAAAUUCUCCCUCCUGCCCAAAAUGCCGUGCUGGUGAUUCUGGCAACAACAUACAAAGACUCAUGGGCCUAUCUGAUGCAUUGGCUGCACUCAGAAACAUAUUCUUGGAUUAAUACUAUGUACUAGUAUUAUCAAACGUUGCACAAUUGCGUUUUACUGUUGUUCUUACUGUUGUUCCUUCAUCUCAAGAUAUGCAGUUCUAGUGCACAGUUAGAUGUGCAUCAUUCCAUUUGGUUAUUUCAUUUUGUUUUGCAUCCAAUCUGUGUAUUGUAUUAUCCAAUACAAUUUUACACAACUGUUUUUUUUGUUGCAAAAUACAAACUGAAGCAAAAUGUUUAAUAUAUUUAUGUCUUUGUAUUGAAGAGUUUGAACAAGACAUUUUAAAUACAACAGAGUUCUUGGCAAAAAAUAGACUUGU
This is a messenger RNA of Megalobrama amblycephala (Wuchang bream), 1963 nucleotides long. RefSeq names its product RING finger protein 141-like. NCBI's taxonomy places the organism in Eukaryota, Metazoa, Chordata, Actinopteri, Cypriniformes, Xenocyprididae. The transcript has 5 exons. The record is from RefSeq and is a predicted model, not a curated record. Bases 693 to 1658 code for a protein of 321 amino acids.